UUUGAAAUUUCUAUAGUCUGUUGUUCUGUUUCCAAGAGCUGAUGUAAAUAAUCACGUAAUUACCUUUUUGGAAUUUCGAAAUACUUUCAGGAGUGAACUUAAAAACAAUAUAGUGGUACACACAAGAAAAAUAUUAAGAUAAAGUAAAUCUCGCUAAACUUGUAGGUUCACUGAGCAUCUUUGUAGCAUGGUUGUUGAAUGUGCAUUACCUGGUUAACUACGUUAUUUAUGUACCUACACUUGAAAUUAUCAUCUGUUUUUAUAUUUAAAAGUGUGUUCCGUGUAGCUAUAGCUUCAGCUCAGCCUUAACAGAGAUUAAUUUACUCAUUAUUUAAUAAUGAAUGUGUUAGGAGAAGCAGAAGAAAAAAGGAAAGUACCAACAAUGUUGCAAAAACUAUUACACUUUGAUAUCCAAGUCACAAAGAAGUUUGUGGACAUGUCCCAUAACAUAACAGCAUUGAGGUCCCUACGCAUACAUUCAAAAUUUUUAGAGGUAUCAUGCCAUGGUAUUGUCUGGUUGGCAGGCUGGCUUAGCUUCAUUUGGCUUUUCAACAACAAAGAACUGUAUCAAUUACAAGUAAAUGUGUUUAUUGCACUAUUAAUAGACAUUGUUGUUAUAGCAGUGUUAAAAGCAUUUGUUCGAAGACGUCGGCCAGUGCCCAUGAACAAAUUACUUCCUGGAAACCCUGACAAAUAUUCCUUUCCAUCGGGCCAUUCAAGCAGAGCAGCCAUGAUUGCAUUUAUUAUGAUUUGUGUAGAUCCGAUCUCAUUUAUAUUCUACCCUCCUUUGCUUGCAUGGGUAGGAGCUGUGGCUCUUUCAAGAGUUUUGGCAGAGAGACACUACUUUUUAGAUGUUUUUGCUGGAUUAGGCAUUGGAGUGCUGGAAGGCCUACUUAUAUCACUGAUGUGGUUCUCUCAAAGUACAGCUAUCAGUAUCAUAUCAACAUUAUCGGAUGAAAAGAAAGAUGGAGGGGAGUACCAUGUAUAAAAUGAAAGCUACCCGGAACUAAAUCUAAUUUAAAUUUGCAAUUGCUUGUUUAAAUAUUAUUUAGGUUUGAAAUGAAAUACAAUCAAGUAAACACAAAUGUCAUUGUUAAAUUCUAACACAAUUGUGUUAUUAUAUUAAUGUAUAAAACAAUAAAGAGUCUGUAAAUAACAACAUUA
Molecule: messenger RNA, 1164 nt
Organism: Pararge aegeria (speckled wood butterfly)
Lineage: Eukaryota; Metazoa; Arthropoda; Insecta; Lepidoptera; Nymphalidae
Product: phospholipid phosphatase 6
Exons: 4
Coding region: 338-988 (216 amino acids)
Molecular function (GO): sphingosine-1-phosphate phosphatase activity
Source: RefSeq, a predicted model, not a curated record